AUGGUGAAAAAUUAUCCGAAGAAUGCGCAGAAUACCUACGUAUUACUGAGCGCCACUGUCUCAUCUAACUUUCGGCGACAACUAUUUAUCAUUCGAUUUGUCUCUGAUUACAUAAAAAAAAAAAUCUUGUUUGCUUUUUCACAUGAGUCAAAUGAAAACAAAGGACCUUCCCGACUCGUAAAAUUUCGAUUAAACGAGCGUAACAUCGAUUUGAUUGGUGAAUAG
Molecule: messenger RNA, 225 nt
Organism: Adineta ricciae
Lineage: Eukaryota; Metazoa; Rotifera; Eurotatoria; Adinetida; Adinetidae
Source: the annotation of a GenBank genome assembly